Molecule: messenger RNA, 3014 nt
Organism: Marmota flaviventris (yellow-bellied marmot)
Lineage: Eukaryota; Metazoa; Chordata; Mammalia; Rodentia; Sciuridae
Source: RefSeq, a predicted model, not a curated record
CCUCCCAAAACCCCCCUUCCCAAAAAUAAAUUCCGCGGAGGCUUUCACAUCCGGAAUAGACCUGGCCGUGGGGGUGAGAGGCUCCGAAGGCGAGGAAGCCCAGUGAGGUCCCCUCACACCCAGAGAGCGGGCAGGUCUUGUCCUGUGCGAAGUCUUAGAGCAGCAGACGGGGAACUGCGUUGUGUCUCUGAGGAUGUUUGUGUUGGCGCAUCACUAACUGGUUGAUUGGAUGCGUGGCUUAUGGGUAGGUGAGAGUUUUGUGGCUGUGUGUUGACAUUGUUACUUAAUGUCUCUAGGUUCUGAUUCCUCAGCCUUCUCUCCUUUCAGUCACUUGGGGUCUGCAGCAAGUAAAAGAGGGAAACCAGAUUUUGAACCUUAGAAUGGAGAAUCCCAGCCAGAAGACAGACUUGAUCUUGAGAAAAGACUUUCUUUCGUUUUUUGUUUUUGGUUUUUUUUUUAACAUGGCCUCAUAUUUUAAGGCUGGAGUCUGGGUAGACCUGAUGAGGUUAUCCCAGGAGUAGGAUUACCUUUGGGAGGUUCCUCUCUGGAAGUUCCAAGGAGUUAAUGACAUGUUUUCAUAACUACAGUAUUUCCAAAAACUUUGGCCAAAGGCUCCGACAUGACCCUGGCCUCUCUUGGGUUGGGAAGAUCAGUUCUAGUCUCCUUCCUACCCAGGUCUGGUAAUGUGUGGGUUAGGUGAGCAGGUGAAGCAAGAAUUAAAAGACAGGCAGUGUAGAUAGGUGAUCUUGGUUGGUGGGGAAGAUGGCAGAUGAUUCAAAGGGAAUGGAGUGUUAUCUUUUUCUUCCUCUAGUUAAUUGCUCCUGAACACACCCACUGUCUGAGGAUCUGGGAAGUGGAAUAUCUCCCAAAUUAACAUGUGAAUCCUAGCAUACCAUAAGGGCGCCCUGGGACCCCCUACCAGAGCACACCUGGAAUGUAACUCUUCUAGGGUUCCUUUAAAAACCCCCUGUCCCUCCUGAUUGACAUUCAUAGCCUUUGGGAGAGGAGUCCCCUGUUUUUCUCCUUUGAUAGCAAAGCAAUAAAACAACCUUUUGCUUUUUCUCAAAACUAUGUCCUCAUUAUUAAAUUGGCAUUAAUUGGCACUGGGGACAAGGAGUGAACUUUCUGCGACAGGGACAGAUACUCUUACUUCUUGGGAUAGGAGGACACCAGCUAUGGCCCUCUUUUCCCUUUCAGGAGACAUCUGUUACUAUUAUUUAAAUAAAACUAACUUUCUCUGCUUGCCUCUUUUCCCAGUGCCACGCCUCUCUAAAAAACAGACAAAUAAAAAUCCUGGAAGAAGAAAGAAUUUUUGUUGCACAUCUGAAAGUUAAAAGUUCAGCUCUGGCUCUCUGAACUUUUCUUCUCUAAUAGAGGAAUACCAAGGAAGGCCGGCAUGGUUAAAUCAUGGCCCAGGACAAAGACAGCUUAUUGCUUUGCUACCAAAGGAGAAAUACAGGGGACUCCUGUACCACAGGCUGUGAUUCUUCCCAUCAGCAAGAACUAGAGGUUUUCAAAGAGGUACCACUGACUUUCAGUGAUGUUGCCAUAGACUUCUCUCAGGAGGAGUGGGAAUGUUUAAACUCAGAUCAGAGGGAUUUAUACAGAGAUGUGAUGGUGGAGAAUUAUAUCAACUUGGUCUCUUUGGACUUUGAUUUCUCAACUGAGACCAACAAGCUGUCUUCAGAAAAAAACAUUUGUGAAAUAAAUUCACACCAUAAGGAGACAUUGAAAAGAAAUAAAACCUUCAACCUGAUGGGGUUUAUUUUCAGUAAUGAGCCACCAUGGAGAAUUGAAUUUGGGAGACAGCAGGGAACUAAAGUGGAAUGUCAAAUGAUAAUCAGAAAACUUGUAUCCCUUCCUUUCCACCAGAGAACUCAUGCUGUAAACAAAUCAUACAAAUGUCAGAAAUGCAGGAAAUGCUUUAGAAAAUCUUCACAACUUACUGAACAUCUGAGAGAACAUACUGGGGCGAGUGCCUAUGUGUGUAAGGAAUGUGGAAAGGCCUUUGUAAUUCUCCGGAAUUUUAUUAAACAUCAAAAAUUUCACACUAAUCCUAAACCCUAUGAAUGUAAUAGAUGUGAGAAGGCGUUUAGGUUUUCUUCAGAGCUGAUCCGACAUCAGAUGAUUCAUACUAGUGUGAAGCCCUAUGAAUGUGUGCGGUGUGGAAAGGCUUUUAAACGUCAGUCUCACCUUGUUGAACAUCAGAGAAUUCAUAUUGGUUUGAAACCCUAUGAAUGUAAGGAUUGUGGAGAGAGCUUUAGGUUGUACCGACAUAUGUGUCUGCAUCAGAAAAGUCAUCAUGGUGUGAAGUCCUAUAUCUGCACAGAAUGUGGGAAGGCCUUUGGUCGUUGUUCGGGUCUUAUCCAACAUAGGAAAAUUCAUUCUGGUGAGAAACCAUAUAAAUGUAAACAAUGUGGAAAGGCCUUUAUUCGCAACUAUCUACUGAUUGAACAUCAAAGAAGCCACACUGGUGAGAAACCUCAUGAAUGUGUGGAAUGUGGAAAGGCCUUUAGCAGGGGCUCUAGCCUACGGAACCAUAAAAGAAUUCACAGUGGAAAGAACCUCUACGAUUGUACGGAGUGUGGGAAGGCCUUUAAGAGGGUCUCAAGCCUUCGUAACCACAAAAGAAUCCAUAGUGGUAAGAACUUCUAUGAUUGUAAGGAGUGUGGGAAGACCUUUAGCAGGGGCUCAAGCCUUCAUAACCAUAAAAGAAUUCAUAGUGGUGAGAACCUUUAUGAUUGUAAAGAGUGUGGGAAGACCUUUGGUCGUCGCUAUCUACUUGCUCAACAUCAGAGUUUUCACAGAAGUGAGAAAAGAGGAAAGCCUUGAGCCGUAGCACAACCUUUAUUGUUAUCACUGUUCCACCUCCCGAUGAUAUCAUCAUGGUAAAGAUAACACAAGUUAUGAAAUAAAAAUCCUUGGAAGGAUUUCUGGCACCUUAGUAUUUACUUAAUAUAUUCUUUUAUGUCCAUGAUUAAUAUUAUUAAAAAUAAAUUCAUGAGUAAGAAAGA